Messenger RNA from Musa acuminata AAA Group (dessert banana), 1995 nucleotides. RefSeq lists its product as uncharacterized. NCBI's taxonomy places the organism in Eukaryota, Viridiplantae, Streptophyta, Magnoliopsida, Zingiberales, Musaceae. Bases 41 to 760 code for a protein of 239 amino acids. The transcript is spliced from 4 exons. The record is from RefSeq and is a predicted model, not a curated record.
GCCUGCUCGCUGUGCGCUUGGGGUUCUACAGUGGGGUCCAAUGGCGGAUUUCCCACCCGAUUUGGAGGACGGCGAGCUCUGGCUGCCCUCCGACAUCAUCCGCGACGUCGGCGCUCGCAGCACCUUCUCCUCGUCGUCCUCCUCCUCCUCCGCCGUCGUCGCCUCCCCCGGUUGCUCCGCCCACCUAGCCUACCUCGAAGGCAUCGCUCGCCAGCUCGACGCACUCUGCAUGCUCGACCGGGCCGGCCUCCUCCCCGCGUUCGGACCGCCGCGUCAUGCCCCGCCCCGCCCUCGGGUCUUCGGCUUCAAGCAGGGUAGGCCGGCGCCCCGGCUGGCAGGGGCGGAAAAUGUCAUCGGACUCGGUGUGGUUCACGCCGGGUUCAUGACCGGCGAUGGCGGGCGGGUUGUUCCCGGCUCGAGCCCCGGCAUGCUCCGGUUUUGCUCCAUGUCGAGACCGGUUCAGACACAGGCAACCUUUGGAGCGGCCAGAGGCGGGGUGGUGCAGGCUCCGGUUCAACCGGUUCCGGACCGGUUCAUUCCAUUACCAUCUCCUGGUUCGGCGAGGGAGGGCGGGGGCACGGGCGUGUUCCUCCCACGGGUCUUCAAAGACGAAGACAAGAAGAAACCCUAUGUGAAAGGCAGAGGAGAGCAGCAGCAGGCGACAAGAAAUGGAGGAGUGUGGGAGCAAGGCAUGCCAUUUCAGCAUCCUCCUCCUCCUCCUCCUGCAGAGACGGGUCUGCCUCAGGACUGGACUUAUUGAGAGGAGCUGAACCCUAAAGGCCACUUGUUUUGUUCUCUUCCUGUCUCGUGGAAUAAAUACAAGAAGAGAAGGAUGGUGAACCAGCAUGGCGGAGGGCUUUUGUCAUUUCUGAGAACAAAAUGGUGGUGGUGGUGGUGGUGGGGGUGGAGGAGGAGAUCAGAUUUAAUUUCCUCCCGUCUUCUUUCUAUCCUUGGUUGCUUUUGUGCUGAUGUGUGUACAUAUAAAUAAAGAAUAAUGUGGCUGCGUAUCCUGCGCCAAGGAUAAUUAUCAUGGAAUUGACAUGGUGAGGUCCAUGUUCUUCUUUGUGCUUCAUUGUCCAUAGUGGUGGCAGACUCUGUACCUUCUCUGCCUCCUGCUGCUUUAUCUGCACAAGUGAACCUUUAUAGUGAUGGUGACAUGGGAAGAGAGGUGGGGAGCAUUGAAUGCUGCCACUCCUGGAGCAGAGCAAGUUGGCCAUGCUCAGAGGACAUUGGUCAAGAGGAGUUCCUUGGACUUUUUUCAUGGACCUACCCCAUGUCUUCAGUCUACUUUUUGAUGUCUGAGACAAUACACUGGUGUGUGUGUGUGUGUGGGGUUCUUCUCAUAAAUUUCAUCUCAAUGCAACUUAGGAAAAUAAUGAAGCCCAUGUCAGAAUUGGACAGGCAUGCAUUGAAUUGGCUUGCUUUGUGUGGAAGAUUGCAAUUUCUGCAGUGGUGACUUUUAUCUUUGCAGCUUCUAUCUUCACUGGAGUUGCUGACAUGAAAUUGGUAACAGGAGACAUUGUGUUAAUAACAUGUGAUCUUCUUCUCUACUUUGGCAUCUUACAGAGGUCACAGCUGAUUGGAUUACUCUGUAGAAGAGAAAAAGAGCAAGAACAUGAAAAGUAGGUGACUGCUUUGUGGCAAUAAAAGCAUGCUGAACAAAGAGGGACAAAGAUCUGUAAGGUGACAGACAAGCUUUCAUCAGCUUCUACAAGUUAUUUCAGCUUCUCAUUCUUCUGAUCACACCAAUUAGCAUCCUAUAAGUCUCAAACAUAAAGAUAAAGCAGUUUGUGUGUCUUGGUGCAUAAAAGCACACCUAAUCAAUCAGUGACCCCAAACACCAAUCAGUUGCUCCUUAUCUCAUUUGCUUCAUCAACAUCUAGAUUCUCUUUUUAUGUUCCCUAGAUGAGCCAAAAACAUAGAUCAGUACAAAAUCACUGACAAGCUCUUGUCUUGAUGUUGCCUAAGACUGAACAAAGGGAUGCACAAAUAAGU